UAGUUCACACUCCCACAAAUAUAGACGUAUAUAAAGAGGAAUCAGUGGGUAUUAUCUAAGGAGCAGUUAACCAAAGGAACUUCUUGGUCUAAUUAAGGAUUCUUCUGCUUUCAAGAGUGAAAAUGGUGGAUUAUAAAGUGACCGUAUCCACUGACCAUCUCAACAUUAUCGGUACUUUAAACAGGGUUAACAUUAAGCUGGUGGGCACAGAUGGGCAGAGCGAUUGCAAGGGGAUCAUCAUCUUCAAAAUGCCUUUAACCUUCACCAGCGGACCAGUGUCUAGUUUCACCGUGUCCUGCCCUGACUCUAUUGGAAAGCUGCUCUUUAUAGAGCUAGACAAACCGGAUCUCCUAGUGUAUCUUAAAGAUAGUUGGUUCCCGGCCAAGGUGGAAGUAAAAUCCCCCGAAGGAGACACCUACAUGUUUCCCAUCUACCGCUGGAUCACUGACAACAAGGUGCACCGCUUCAGAGAGGCAACAGCUUUGAGAAUCUGUGAAGACAACGAUGAACUUUGCAAGAACAUGCGAGAGGAGGAGCUGAAACAGCAAGAGGAAGACUACCGCUGGCAUGUGUAUGAAGAGGGAAUGCCCCACUGCAUGAAGGCAAAAGACAUUUCAUCUCUGCCUUCUGAGGAACGCUUCUCCUUCAUAAAGAACAUGGAGUUGUUAUUCACUCAAGUAUUAGGGCAAAUUCAGCUCAGAUUUGAGGGACUGGCUGGUUCCAAAGAGAACUGGAGUAAAAUUGAUGACAUCAAACAGGUGAUGCCCAGCAGAUGGACUGAAAUAUCAGACUAUGUCGAGCAACAUUGGAGGGAGGACGCUUUUUUCGGCUACCAGUAUCUAAAUGGCAUCAACCCCAUGAUGAUCCGACGUUGUUCAGCUCUGCCCGAAAACUUUCCUGUCACUGACAACAUGGUCUUCCCCGGUGGUCAGUGUACCUUGGAAGAUGAAAUGAUGCAUGGCAACAUAUUCCUGUGUGACUACAAGAUUUUGGAUGGACUGAAAGCAAACAUCAUCAACGAGAAACAGCAGUACUUGAUGGCUCCCCUCGUCCUGCUCCACAAGAAACCUGAAGACAAGCUGAUGCCAAUUGCUAUUCAGCUGAAGCAGACUCCAUCAGAAGACAACCCCAUCUUCUUCCCCACUGAUUCUGAGUACGACUGGUUGAUGGCCAAGAUAUUUGUGAGAAGUGCAGAUUUCAACGAACAUCAAAUGAAUUCUCACCUGCUGCGCACUCAUCUGCUGGCUGAAGUGUUUGCAGUGUCACUGCUGCGCAAUUUGCCCGCGGUGCAUCCACUGUACAAGCUCCUCGUACCUCACACUCGUGACACUUUGGGAAUCAACCUCUUAGCUCGAAAAAGUCUAAUAUCAGAGACUGGAGUUUUCACAAACUUUGCAGCUUCUGGUGGAGAGGAUAUGUCGACACUCCUGAAGAAAUCACUGUCCUCAGUAACCUACAGCUCCCUCUGCAUACCUGAAGACAUUGCUGAGCGUGGGCUGAAGGCUGUGCCGAACUUCUACUACAGGGAUGAUGGGCUCAAGCUCUGGGACAUCAUCCAUAGGUUUGUGAAGGGGAUGCUCAGCUUCUUCUACAAGGAUGAUGCUGAUAUCCAGAAAGACUCCGAACUGCAGAAAUGGGUUUCCGACAUUUUUGUGAAAGGAUUCCUUUCCCAAGACGGCACAGGAAUUCCACAGACCUUGACCACAGUGGAGGAGUUGGUCAAGUUUGUCACCAUGGUGAUCUUCACUUGCUCAGGACAGCACUCGGCUGUGAACAAUGGACAGUAUGACUAUGGUGGCUGGAUGCCAAACGCUCCCUCCACCCUGAAACUUCCUCCACCAACCACAAAGGGGACAACAAGCGAAGCCACAAUGCUGGAGACAUUGCCUGACCAGGGCACAACAGCUAAGGGAAUGGCCGCCAUUUGGCUUCUCAGCCAUCCGUCCUCUGACUAUGUCCCUCUUGGCCAGUACCUAGAGAACCAUUUCGGAGAGAAGACUCCCUGCCAGCUGAUAAGGGUUUUUCAAUUAGAGCUUGAAGUGUUAAGUGCAAACAUCAACCUCAGAAACGUGAAUCUGGAGGUCCCAUACACAUACAUGGAUCCAAAGGCAAUAGAAAAUAGUGUGGCCAUUUGAAUAUCCGAAGGUGUGACCUCCUCAGUUGUUGCCAAAUUCUGCUUCGUAUUAAUAAAUGCAGGAAAGAAC
This is a messenger RNA of Cottoperca gobio, 2204 nucleotides long. RefSeq names its product hydroperoxide isomerase ALOXE3-like. The coding region runs from base 123 to 2135 and encodes 670 amino acids. Gene Ontology annotation, biological process: lipid oxidation. Lineage: Eukaryota; Metazoa; Chordata; Actinopteri; Perciformes; Bovichtidae. Gene Ontology annotation, molecular function: oxidoreductase activity, acting on single donors with incorporation of molecular oxygen, incorporation of two atoms of oxygen; iron ion binding; protein binding. The record is from RefSeq and is a predicted model, not a curated record. The transcript is spliced from 15 exons.